Messenger RNA from Linum trigynum, 4178 nucleotides. Lineage: Eukaryota; Viridiplantae; Streptophyta; Magnoliopsida; Malpighiales; Linaceae. The record is from the annotation of a GenBank genome assembly.
GUGUAAGGAAGUGAUUAAGCAUCAUACACAGACCUGUAUAAGAUUCAACAUAACCUUCUCCUAACAACUCAAGUUAUUGGGAUCAACUGGUUUAUUACACACCGCACCAUCUUUUAUUAUUGUUUUGCUGUUGUGUCGAGGAUUAAAAUAUCGCAUAUUUACGAAUCAAAGGCAUGGUUAUCACGCCAUCAACCCCUUCUUGAAUAUUAUAUACAAGUGUAGAUGACAUUAAUGCUGGUUUCUCAGAGUCAGCGUCAUCGAACUAGACAACAAGACACAUUACAUUACAAGAGAACCAGAGGAGAUCGACUACCUACUUAAUUACUCUAUAUAUAUGAACGUAACGAUCGACACUAUAUUGCCGGCGACUAUAUGCCAUCGGAUCUCAAUUUUUCCGGCCGUUCACAACCGAGACCGAUGAAUACAAGGACGCCCCGACAAAAUACAUAUCACGCACGUACGGCACAAAACGAAACGCUAGCUGGUCGCUUAAUCAAUUGAUAUCUUUCGUAGAAAUUCACGACAAAUAAUCAUCGCAACGAUCUCCAAACUCAGCGCCAGCUAUAUAUCUAAGCUAGCUGGUCUGGUUCCUGCCUUGCAACAUCGCCGUCAUUGCUUCCUUAUGGCUUCUUUGUCCCCAGCGACGCGGAAAGCCCCGAUGGUUUAGCAUCGACGGACACUUAAUAAUAACUUAAAUAGUUGAUUAGUGAUGACUUCUCCAUGCUUAAAAUUGAUUUACGACAUGUCGAUCAUGGAGAUGGAGACUCGCUAAUUACCCUGCACUAAUACAAAUUAAAUCACCAGUAACACACAUAAAUUAUAUAAAUUAUGGAUAUCGUGGGCAUCGAUGCCUCGAGGUCAUGGUGACAUACAUAACGAGAUUAGUUUGCAAAAUUUCACAACUAAACAAAACAUAUGAACUUGUACACUUAUGGAAUAUACGAUACUCAAAACGAUAUGAUCGUUGGAUGUACUUCGUUGUACUUUAGUGAAUGGGGAGUGUUACUAUUUUAUAUUAAAUUGAUAUUUGAGUUUGAGAUUUAAAAAUCGGGACAUAUGAUUUAUUUAUAUGAGAUUAUGGUAUAAUCUCAUACAUAAACUCUUAUGUAAUUUUUGGUCUAUAUACCGAUAUAAUACUGAUAGUAUCUCAAAUAUCAUAUACUUAGAAGAACAUCAAUCCAAACCAAAAUGUAUAUACGGAAAUGAAGUAAUUAGGUAGGGACGACAUUAUUGUUUACUAUUGAUGUGUAUCAUUAUUCCCACUUUGACUUGAGAAUCAGUAUUAUUAUUAUUAUUAUUAUUGUACGGUAGGGAUCAUCUAAAUUAUUGUUGAUGGGUUGCUACGAAUUGGUGGGAGCUUCCAUUCCAUCUAUGAAAUUGGGAGGUCUUGGUCUCUCGUGACGACUAACCAUAUAAAUUUUUUUUAUUAUAAUUUUAUAAUAAUAAUAAUUGAACAAUCAGAGACAGCAAAUGAUAAUGGAAUGGCGGAAAAAUUAAUUGCCGGUCGCUAUUAUUUACCCUCCAUAAAUAACAUACGUUAGCAUGCAUCAUGAAUAUAUAUUUUCGUCGGCCAAAAGAAGAAGAAGUGAGAGAGAAAGAAAAAAAAAAGAGUAUUAUCGUAUGAAUAUGGAACAAGUGGACUCCUCACCGGCCGGCAACCACCACCACCACGCACUUCUCUUCCCUUUCAUGUCCAAAGGCCACACCAUCCCGCUCCUCCACCUCGCCCGCCUCCUCCUCCGCCGCCACAUCACCGUCACCGUCGUCACCACUCCCGCCAACCGCCCUUUCAUCUCCCAAUCCCUCUCCUCUACCGCCUCCGCCGCCAAUAUCCUCACCAUCCCUUUCUCCCACAAUAUCCCCGAAAUCCCCGCCGGCACCGAGAGCAGCGACGCCCUCCCUUCCAUGUCCCUCUUCUACCCUUUCGCCUCCUCCACCGUCGUCAUGCAGCCGGCCUUCGACGCGGCGAUCGAAACCCUCACCCCUCCCGCCACCUUCAUGGUCUCCGACGGGUUCCUGUGGUGGACCCUGGAGUCCGCCAACAGGAUCCGCAUCCCGAGGCUCGUGUCCUUCGGGAUGUCCGCCCACGCCAUGUCACUCGGCAGGGCGGUGGGCGAGUCGGGGAUUCUGUGGGGACCAGAAUCCCACGAAGAGCUCAUCGCCCUGCCGCAGUUCCCGUGGAUGAAGGUCUCCAAGUCUGACUUCGAACCUUUCUUUUACGAUCGCGAAGCGCAGCAGGGAGUUGACUUUGACUUUGUCAUGUUGGCCUUUGGUGUUGCCGCUCAGAGCCACGGGUUCGUGUUGAACACCUUCUACGGGCUGGAAAAAGCUUUCGUUGACUACGUCAACUCUUCCGAGGGACCGACUUCCUGGUGCGUCGGGCCUUUGUGCUUGGCCGAGCCCAUGGACGGAGAAGUUUCGGGCCCAAGGCCCACAUACAUGGAUUGGCUCGACCAGAAGUACGUGGAAGGAGAGUCGGUUUUGUUCGUAGCUUUUGGAUCUCAGGCUGAUAUCUCGUUAGAGCAGCUAAAGGAAAUAGCCGCAGGGUUGGAAGAUUCAGGAGCUAACUUCUUGUGGGUUCUACGAGAUAAAGAGGCUGGAUUACUUGGCAAAGAAGAAGUAACAAGAUUUGAAGAGAGGGUUGAGGAGAGAGGGAAGGUGGUGAAGGGAUGGGCGAAGCAGAGGGAGAUACUAGGUCACAAGAGCGUGAAAGGGUUUAUGAGCCACUGCGGGUGGAACUCGGUGAUGGAGAGCGUGUGCGCCGGAGUUCCGGUGGCGGCUUGGCCGAUGGCGGCGGAGCAGCCGAUGAACGCGAGGAUGGUGGUGGAGGAGAUGAAGGUUGGGGUGAGGGUGGAGACGUGUGAUGGGUCGGUGAGGGGGUUUGUGAAGAGAGAUGGGGUGACGAAGGCGGUCAAGGAGCUGAUGGAAGGUGAGAGAGGGCGGAAGGCGGCGGAGAGAGCGGCGGAGUUGGGAGAGGCGGCGAGGGGAGCCAUGGAGGAAGGGAGUGGGUCUUCUUGGGUUAGCUUGGAUAAGUUGAUUCAUGAGACCAUGGUUGGUGUAAAUAAGAUGGAGUAAAUACGGAAGAGAUAUAUCGCAUUUGAUCUUUAUAGGUAGAAAAAAUAACAUUACAGUAAGGGAUAAUAAAAUAUUUUACGAGUUGGUAGAACAGAAAUAUUUACUCACUUAUUGUCCAUGGUAUUUGCAGGUCCAUUUUGUGAUGUGUUUGAUCUUUGAUUUGAUGUAAUUUUGUAAAGAAGUUGUCUGUGGAUAUUAGGGAUGCCAAUUUGAAUUUGUUAUGUCAGUUAUAUUACUCGAUCUAAUGCCAUCACUGAUGGAAAUAGCUCUUACACCCUAGGGACCUGCAUGGCUACAUGUUUAAUGAACCAAAACAAGGUUAGAUCAGGCUCGGCCUGAUGGACUUGGAUCCCCAAACAUUAUCUAAGGGGAGAAAAACGGUCAAUGUCAGAUUGGCAUCCACGGACGGACCACAGAUUGGAUUUAUUAUAGGCCUUGUUAUUCACACGUUGCAGGCUUCUUUUAACUGAGCCCUUUUGCUAAUCCUUGUUAUUCACACGUUGCAAAAAAAAUGAAGUAACAAUAAAAAAAACAAAUGCAAUUGCAAAUGACAUUGCACCAAUAGAGAUACUCUAAGUGGUUGGGGUUCAUACUUGAUAUGCAACAAAAAAAUUAUUGCUCAACAAAAUUUCCACCUCAUGACCGAAAUCCGAGAGCAUGACGUGGCUGUCCUCCCUCAACAAAAUGUUCUCCGCCUUCAGGUCCCUGUAGACGAUCCCCAGUGCCUGGAGAUACUUUAGCGCACAAGCACAUAGGCAACGAAGAACUUCACCGCGACGAGCGAAUUUGAAUUGGUAAGGCUUAAAAUAAGAAAACGUAUAAUAUAUUCUUUAGAUUAGAUAGAUUUAGAUUGUUUCAUGCGAUAAUGAAGCAUGGGAUUCACGCUGAUGAGGUAUAUGGCUUAAUUGUCUAAAUAGAGUGUAGGUGGUUGUUGAACCGGAGGAUGGAGAUUAAAGUGGACAAAAAUAUCUCUUUAAAGGAAUUGUUAUUUAAAGUUUAAUGAAAGAGAUUAUAUCUCAAAAUUACCCAUUGGUCUUAUCUUUAUCCCUUGCAUAUUCCUAAAAAUAGAAAUCUCUAAGCGUCAGUAAAUUUUUAUGUUAUUU